UGCUUAUCCACAACCUUCAUCAUCUCUCAAAUAAAGUCUUUUGUCUUAACCAAGUUCCGUCUUAUAUUAGAAUUGCACAGGACUUAGAAGAACGAAAUUCACAAUCGGAACCUGUUUCAUCUUUCUUCUUCUCUCAACUUAAAAAUAACAAUGGGACGAACUUCAUCUUUCCAGAACGAGUUUACUUUCGAACAAAGGCUUGGAGAAUCCCGUGAAAUUGUCGCCAAAUACCCCGAUCGAAUCCCCGUGAUUGUGGAAAGGUAUUCCAAAUGCGAUCUACCUGAAUUGGAGAAGAAAAAAUAUCUUGUUCCGCGAGACUUGUCAGUUGGACAUUUCAUUCAUAUUUUGAGUUCCAGACUUAAUUUACCAGCUGGAAAAGCUCUCUUUAUAUUUGUCAAGAAUACUUUACCUCAAACUGCUAGUAUGAUGGAUUCUGUUUAUAAAUCAUUCAAGGAAGAUGAUGGAUUUCUUUACAUGUAUUAUAGCACCGAGAAAACAUUCGGAUCCUGUACAUAAUUUCAACUGUUAAACUCUCUGAAUGUGCGAUAAGUACCUUGUAUCAGAAACUUCGUAAAUAUUUGAUGUAUGGUUUUACUGAUUAUUGCAUGCAUUCUUAUUUAUGUACCUUCCCAAUGCUGUGUAUAUAUAACAAUGAACCAUUUGGGUUAUUCUAUAAUGGGUUUGAGAAUUCAUGACCGAUGAUGAUAUAUGAAACGGCUCCUACUGGCCUUAUUAGCA
This is a messenger RNA of Trifolium pratense (red clover), 738 nucleotides long. Its product is annotated as autophagy-related protein 8i-like. Lineage: Eukaryota; Viridiplantae; Streptophyta; Magnoliopsida; Fabales; Fabaceae. Gene Ontology annotation, biological process: cellular response to nitrogen starvation. The record is from RefSeq and is a predicted model, not a curated record. Bases 151 to 516 code for a protein of 121 amino acids. The transcript has 5 exons.